UGCAGCCGCCGGCGGCAUGAGGCGCGACCCGGCCCCCGGCUUCUCCAUGCUGCUCUUCGGUGUGUCCCUAGCCUGCUACUCGCCUAGCCUCAAGUCGGUGCAGGACCAGGCGUACAAGGCACCCGUGGUGGUGGAGGGCAAGGUACAAGGGCUGGCCCCAGCCAGCGGCUCCAGCUCCAACAGCACCCGCGAGCCGCCAGCCUCGGGUCGGGUAGCGCUAGUGAAGGUGCUGGACAAGUGGCCGCUCCGGAGCGGGGGGCUGCAGCGCGAGCAGGUGAUCAGUGUGGGCUCAUGUGCGCCGCUUGAAAGGAACCAGCGCUACAUCUUCUUCCUGGAGCCCACGGAGCAGCCCUUAGUCUUUAAAACGGCCUUUGCCCCCAUAGACACCAACGGCAAAAACCUCAAGAAAGAGGUGGGCAAGAUCCUGUGCACUGACUGCGCCACCCGGCCCAAGCUGAAGAAGAUGAAGAGCCAAACGGGGCAGGUGGGUGAGAAGCAAUCGCUGAAGUGCGAGGCAGCAGCGGGGAACCCCCAGCCCUCCUACCGCUGGUUCAAGGACGGCAAGGAGCUCAACCGCAGUCGUGACAUCCGCAUCAAGUACGGCAAUGGCAGAAAGAACUCACGACUGCAGUUCAACAAGGUGAAGGUGGAGGACGCUGGGGAGUACGUCUGUGAGGCCGAGAACAUCCUGGGCAAGGACUCGGUCCGUGGCCGGCUCCACGUCAGCAGUGUGAGCACCACCCUAUCAUCCUGGUCGGGGCACGCCCGGAAGUGCAACGAGACUGCCAAGUCCUACUGUGUCAAUGGAGGUGUCUGCUACUACAUCGAGGGCAUCAACCAGCUCUCCUGCAAGUGUCCUGUGGGAUACACCGGGGACAGGUGUCAGCAGUUCGCAAUGGUCAACUUCUCCAAGCACCUUGGAUUUGAACUAAAGGAAGCCGAGGAGCUAUACCAGAAGCGGGUCCUGACCAUCACCGGCAUCUGCGUGGCUCUGCUCGUCGUGGGCAUCGUCUGCGUGGUCGCCUACUGUAAGACCAAAAAGCAGCGGAAGCAGAUGCACAACCACCUCCGGCAGAAUAUGUGCCCAGCCCAUCAGAAUCGGAGCUUGGCCAACGGGCCCAGCCACCCCCGGCUGGACCCCGAGGAGAUCCAGAUGGCAGAUUACAUCUCCAAGAAUGUGCCAGCCACGGAUCACGUCAUCCGGAGGGAAACUGAGACCACUUUCUCCGGGAGCCACUCCUGUUCCCCUUCUCACCACUGCUCCACGGCCACGCCGACCUCCAGCCACAGGCAUGAGAGCCACACGUGGAGUCUGGAACGUUCUGAGAGCCUGACUUCCGACUCCCAGUCGGGCAUCAUGCUGUCAUCAGUGGGCACCAGCAAAUGCAACAGCCCAGCAUGUGUGGAGGCCCGAGCGCGGCGGGCAGCAGCCUACAGCCUGGAGGAGCGGCGCAGAGCUGCGGUGCCCCCCUACCAUGAUUCCAUAGACUCCCUGCGCGACUCUCCACACAGCGAGAGGUCAGUUCUUGCCCGCUGACCUGUGACCC
Messenger RNA from Condylura cristata (star-nosed mole), 1547 nucleotides. It is a transcript of the gene NRG2, whose product is annotated as neuregulin 2. The record is from RefSeq and is a predicted model, not a curated record. Gene Ontology annotation, molecular function: signaling receptor binding. Gene Ontology annotation, biological process: nervous system development; intracellular signal transduction; animal organ development. NCBI's taxonomy places the organism in Eukaryota, Metazoa, Chordata, Mammalia, Eulipotyphla, Talpidae. The coding region runs from base 17 to 1537 and encodes 506 amino acids. The transcript has 10 exons.